Molecule: messenger RNA, 813 nt
Organism: Aspergillus puulaauensis
Lineage: Eukaryota; Fungi; Ascomycota; Eurotiomycetes; Eurotiales; Aspergillaceae
Product: alpha/beta hydrolase family esterase
Exons: 1
Coding region: 1-813 (270 amino acids)
Molecular function (GO): feruloyl esterase activity
Source: RefSeq, a predicted model, not a curated record
AUGGUCCAAUUCAUGCUCCUUCCUGCUGCUCUGGCACUGAGCCUUGUUACUUCAGUCCAGGCAGCUAACUCCCCAGGCUGCGGGAAACAGCCGACCCUCGCCAGCGGCGUGCAGAAUAUCAACGACCGCGAGUACAUCCUCCAGCUCCCGGACGGCUACGACCCAGCCCAGCCCCAUCACCUCAUCUUCGCCCUGCAUUGGCGCGGAGGCAACAUGAACUCCAUUGUCGAUGGCCAAAGUGUCGAGCCCUGGUACGGCCUGGAUACUCGGGCCGAGGGUAGCGCGAUUCUGGUCGCCCCUAACGGCAGGGAUGCAGGCUGGGCCAACCCCAACGGAGAGGAUGUGGCCCUUAUUGAUGCUAUCAUCGAGCAGGUGGAGGAUGACCUUUGCGUGGACCAAAGUUCUCGCUUCUCGACAGGUUUCAGCUGGGGUGGCGGGAUGAGCUACGCACUUGCCUGUGCGCGGGCGAGCGAGUUCAGAGCUGUCAGUGUGUUGAGCGGUGGAGUUAUUAGCGGCUGUGACGGUGGCAGCGACCCCAUUGCUUAUCUCGGCAUCCAUGGCAUUAAUGACCCGGUUCUGCCACUUGAUGGAGGCGUAACAUUGGCAGAGCAAUUCGCGGCCAAUAACGGGUGUAGCCCGACUGAGAUUGGCAGGCCCGAUGCUGGCAGUGCAAGUUCAGUUCGGACCGAUUUUACUGGAUGCUCGCGGCCGGUUUCGUUUGUUGCUUACGACGGAGGGCAUGAUGCGGCCCCUCUUGGUGUUGGAAACCCGCUUGCGCCGGACGCUACCUGGGAGUUUUUCAUGGCUGCUUGA